Molecule: messenger RNA, 1116 nt
Organism: Doryrhamphus excisus (bluestripe pipefish)
Lineage: Eukaryota; Metazoa; Chordata; Actinopteri; Syngnathiformes; Syngnathidae
Gene: spinb
Product: spindlin b
Biological process (GO): gamete generation
Source: RefSeq, a predicted model, not a curated record
ACUUUGGAGGCAGCGAGCCCUCACUUCCGCCGUGUCUGCCUGUUAGCGCAGCUAGCUUGGCCCACAGGCGACCCUGUUGGUGGCAAAGAGGAUCAAUUGAACUCCCGGACGUCGAUUGCGAUAGUGGCGGGCAACCGGUCGUCUUGUCGCUGGAACGUAGCCUUUCCCGCCAGGCUGAAUGCUUCCGGACCCGGUCUAAUUCCUGGUGCUCCUCCUCUUUUCCCUCCCCUCCCCCACCCCCAACCCCUCCAUCCUGAGACCCUCCCCCAGGUGUAUGAAUGAAGACCCCCUUCAAGAGCCCAGAGGGGGCGCGGCCCCGAACGGACGGAGGACAUUCGGGCGUGUCCGCCAGCAUGAUGAAGAAGAAGAACCCACACAAGAAGCAGAGGUGCGUGGCCCCCAGUAGGACCCUGUCACCCCCCAAGAGGAACAUGGUGGGAUGCAGGAUCCAGCACAUCUGGAAGGAGGGCAGCAAGUCGUCCCAGUGGAAGGGGACGGUGCUGGACCAGGUUCCGGUGAACCCGUCCCUCUACCUCAUCAAGUACGACGGCUUCGACUGCAUCUACGGCCUGGAGCUGCACAGCGACCAGCGCGUGCUGGGCCUGGAGGUUCUUCCCGACCCCGUAGCACCGGCACGGGUAAGCGACGCGCCGCUGGCCGACGCCAUGAUCGGGAAGGCGGUGGAGCACAUGUUCGAGACGGAGGACGGGCCCAAGGAGGAGUGGCGCGGGAUGGUCCUGGCUCGGGCCCCCAUCAUGACGUCGUGGUUCUACAUCACCUACGAGAAGGACCCGGUCCUCUACAUGUACCAGCUGCUGGACGACUACAAGGAGGGAGACCUGCGCAUCAUGCCCGACUCCAACGACAACGCGGCGGCGGAGCGCGAGCCCGGCGAGGUGGUGGACAGCCUGGUGGGCAAGCAGGUGGAGUACGCCAAAGAGGACGGCGGCAAGCGUUCGGGGAUGGUCAUCCAUCAGGUGGAGGCCAAGCCCUCCGUCUACUUCAUCAAGUUCGAUGACGACUUCCACAUCUACGUGUACGACCUGGUCAAGACCUCCUAAGGCGCCGUACCAAACGGGACUCGCAUCCAUCCCCCUCCCCUCCCCACGCCACCCC